Messenger RNA from Rhodamnia argentea, 679 nucleotides. RefSeq lists its product as uncharacterized. The record is from RefSeq and is a predicted model, not a curated record. Bases 75 to 563 code for a protein of 162 amino acids. The transcript has a single exon. Lineage: Eukaryota; Viridiplantae; Streptophyta; Magnoliopsida; Myrtales; Myrtaceae.
CUGCGCGCAGAGUCGACACCAAGAGUUGUACAGAGUCGGGGAAACCAGAGAAACUUUACCCGAAGCAAGAAGAAAUGGGUGGUUCGGACGCAGGUUCGGAGUGCCCGAAGCAUCCGAACCACGAGAAGCUCCCCGGAGUGUGCUCGUCGUGCCUCAGAGAGAGGCUGUCCCAGCUCUUCGCCGCCUCCGAGACGAGCGCCUACUCUUCCGCGACCUUCGCCGCCUCGGCUUCCCUCGACUCCUCCUCCUCCUCCUGGCGCUUCUCCUCCGCGUCCUCUUCCUUCUACCACUCGCCCCCGCGGCAUCGCGGCGGCGGCGGGGGAGGGCGACGCCACCAGAGGAACGCGUCGGAGGCGAUCGGGUCCGUCUUCCUCGCGGUGAGCAUCGGCGGCGGCGGGGGGGAUCGCGACGGCCGGGGGCUGAGGAAGAGCAGAUCGGUCGCGGUCGUGCCGGAGAAGAAGCGAGGGUUUUGGAGGCGGCUGCUGCUCUUGAAAGGAGGGAGGAGCCGGAAGGAGGACGGGUCGGGGCUCCGUCGCCCGAGGCCGGUGAAGGAGAUUUUGUAACAUGGUAAACAUAGACUACGACGACGACGAUGAUUCUCAAUAAGCGAAAAGCAGCCAACGGCUGAAUCAUUGUAAAGCUUUGGUCUCCACCUGAAUACAAAAUCAUUUGCAUAUAA